AUGUGGACUAUCACACAAUCUCAAAAAGAAUCAAUGGAACAAUGGGUAAAGAAGCGUGCUGAAGAGAAAGAGAAAGAAAAAGAAAAAGAAAAACGAGUUAAGGAAGAGAUGGAGAAUAAGAAGAACAAGGAACUGCCGGAGAGACAGACGGGACAACAACUAGGGCGUCCGACGAAGCGACAAGAAGAAAAAGAGAGAUCAAAAGGUUUUACAGAGGUUGAUAAGGGUAAAGAGUAUAAUAAACGUUUAGAAGAUAAGAUGAAGAGAAUGAAAGAAGGGAAAGCAUAUAAAGAAUGGAUUAAGAACGCUUAG
Molecule: messenger RNA, 312 nt
Organism: Tremella mesenterica DSM 1558
Lineage: Eukaryota; Fungi; Basidiomycota; Tremellomycetes; Tremellales; Tremellaceae
Exons: 1
Coding region: 1-312 (103 amino acids)
Source: RefSeq, a predicted model, not a curated record